AGAAUGUAGAUAUCAUGAAUAUGAGCUCCAAAAAUACACCUAACCAAUAUAUGCGAGGCAAAGACUUGCACAUCUUUACAGUCCCAAAGGUCCCAUUAAUGUACGGAAGUAGAUAAACCCUCGUCAAAUUGAAGACCUUCCUCCCCGUUGAGAAGUCUGGAUUCGAUUGAAGCUCUCUCUCUCUUGAAUUUGUUAAUUAGUGAUGUCAACAUUGGCCAUUGCCAGCUCCGUUCUCUCUCAAACUUUUCGACCUAAGCCCAUCGCCGCUGCGGUCUUAAAUUCACCGCAUUUCCCAAAUGCAAAGAACACCCCAUAUUCCCUCUCCGCAUAUUUAUCUUCAUUUGCUAUAUUUCUCUCUCUAUCUUUUCCAUUGCCAUCCUCUGCAAUCCCAUCCCUGAAUUCUCAGUCACCCUCUCUCUUUCCUUCCACUCCCUUUUCCCAAUCUCAGUUUCUACAGAUUGGUCUCGAAAAUGGCAAGAUACGCCCAUGCCCUUCUACCAACCCUGGUUGCAUAUCAACGAACCCUAAGUCCUCGCAGUUUGCUUUUCCCUGGGUGAUUCCCGAAACUGAUUCAGGAAAUGCCAUUCAGAGGCUACAGGAUGCGAUUGUGAAAACCCAGAACAACCCAAAGAUUCAGGUUAUGGAAGAUACGCCAAAUGGGCAGUAUCUGCAAGCUGAGGUGGAUGGAGGUUUCGGGCGUGAUGUGUUGGAGUUCUUGGUGAAAGGGGAUGUUGUUGCCUAUCGGUCGAUGGCCACAAAGGUUACUUAUGUCUACCCCUUUACAACAGCUUUUGGUGACUCUAGAGGUCAACAGGAAAGAAUGAAAAGGAUAAUGGACUAUUUAGGUUGGUACAUGCCCAGUUUUGAAUCUAUGGAUUGAGUGUUUAUAUCUGAUGCAAACAUCAUGCGGAUUCUUCUUGAUGAUUGUGUUUACCACAUCAAGUUCAUUUUGGACAAACCCAUGAAAGAUGGAUUUACGGCUUCAUCAGAUGCAAAAUUUGUUAUUAAAUUGGUAUGCAUUUGGUGCAAACAUUUUUACUAGAAUUGGGGAUGAAAAAUAUCAUUAAAA
This is a messenger RNA of Amborella trichopoda, 1069 nucleotides long. RefSeq names its product thylakoid lumenal 17.9 kDa protein, chloroplast. Gene Ontology annotation, cellular component: chloroplast thylakoid lumen. The record is from RefSeq and is a predicted model, not a curated record. Lineage: Eukaryota; Viridiplantae; Streptophyta; Magnoliopsida; Amborellales; Amborellaceae.